AUGGAUAAGGAGUCGCUCCAGGUGUGGGUGAGGGGGAUCUCCCGCGAGGAUGUUCCCAUCACGAAGUUGCCGCCGGGGUUUUUUGCCCUCCACGUCGGCGUCCCCGGCUUGAGCAGCAUCAUCGGCUCCUUCCCACCCUGCAACGAGUGGGGGCUGAUGGACGAUACCCCUACUCAGUCCCUACGCUCUCCUCCGCCCGCACCCCGUGGGAAGCAGGUGCAGGAGGAGAGCGGGAGCGAGUCAGGGGCCAGCCAGCCCCACGACUCGUCCUCCGACGACGAGCCGGGUCGGGUUGCCGCCGCCCGGGAGGUCAUCCUUGUGGACAACGCGGAGGAGGACAGCGACGACGCGCCCCUGAUUGUGCGCGGAUCAAGGGCGCACGCAGUGGCCGCGGCCACCACCACGGCGGCGACGAUGGCAUCCGCCCCUGCGGAGGCUACCAGCUCCGCGACGGUGGCCGCCCUGGGGGCGUCCCCCGGCACCUCAGUGACGACCACCCCCGCAGCGGUUACCGGAGCCACGGCGGUGACCACCUCGGCAGCGCCCGCUAGCGACCCGGCGGCGGCUCCCAGCUCCGCGACGGCAGCCGCCUUGGGGGCCUCCGCCGGCACCUCAAUGGCGACCUCCCCAGCAGCGGUUGCCGGAGCCACCGCGGUGACCACCCCGGCAGCGACUGCCAGCAACCCGGCAGCGGCUACCUCAGCAGAAACUGCUGGAACCACGGCGGCAGCCACACCAGCAAUAGCCCCCGACACCGCGGCGACCCCUUCGACGGUUCCCGCGGCGCCCCGGGCCGCGGCAACCCCUCGGGCACUCACGAACCCACCCGCUCAGGGGUUCUUCCAGGGCUUCACGCUCCGGCGCAACCCCCCGAAGGCCGAUUCGUCGGCAACCGCCGGCAAGAGGGGGAGGGAUGAUUCCCCGUCGGCCGCGCCGAGCAAGAAGGCGCGCACGGGCGCUGGCAGCGACGCUAACCCGGCCGACACAGGGGCUAGUGGCGCCGCCACCGCAUCCGCCGGCAAUGCUCCGCCCGCAGCAAGCCUCCCGGAGACCCUUGCCGGGACGGAGGAGGAGGGGGAGGCUCCCCCCGCAAGCCCAGUGGCCUCGCAAGGCCCAAGCGCGCCCGCACCGGAAGCGGGCGCUACGGUAGUUGACCUCGACUCCGACGUUGAGGAUAAGGGGAGGGCGGAGGAGCCGGAGGCAGUCCCCACGCCAAGCCCUGCUGCGCCGGCCGUGGCGGCAGCGACGACCACUGCCGUCACCGGGACGGCACUCGACGACGCGUCAGCGACUGCAGACGUCGCUGGCACGGAUUCUUCUACCGCCCAGCAGGGGGCGGUCCCUGCCGGGGAUGCAGCAACCUCACCAGCACUGCAGUCCCCGAGCGCGAGGGAGGGGGAGGUCGCUGAGGAGGAGCAACAGGAUGCUCCGACGCAAGCGGACGACCCCCCGCCCAGCUAUACGGUGGCAGCGGGGGCUUCGUCGUCGUCGGCUGCCACCUUCAACACCGACCUUGGCAGCCUUGCCGGGCACAACGCGAUCGCCAAGAGCCAUCUUGGCGAGCUGCGGCUGGCCUUGGAGAAGGAGCGUCAGGAGCUCUCCCGGCUGCGGGAGGAGACGCGCCUCGCCCGGGAAGCCUUGGAGGAUGCCGACACACCGGUCGUCCUCGAAGAGGAGCUCUACCGGCGACUGGAGGCUCAGCGCCCCGAGCUCCAAGGAGCUCUGGACUCGCUGGUGGUGGCCCAGGCGGAAACCAAGAAGGAGCACGCUGACGUGCUCGCUGUAGCCCAGGCUCGGAUCGACGAGAAGAGUGAUCUGAUCGCUACACGUCUGGAUCGCCAAGUUUGGGACUGA
Brachypodium distachyon (stiff brome) is the source of this 1854-nucleotide messenger RNA. RefSeq names its product mucin-5AC-like. The transcript is spliced from 4 exons. The record is from RefSeq and is a predicted model, not a curated record. The coding region runs from base 1 to 1854 and encodes 617 amino acids. NCBI's taxonomy places the organism in Eukaryota, Viridiplantae, Streptophyta, Magnoliopsida, Poales, Poaceae.